AUGGCCUCUAUUGAAGACUGGACUCGCUCCGACGUUUAUCAUAAUUCCUUCCUCAUCUCUGACGACGAUGCUCUUGCACACGCUCAGAAGACCAGCGCAGACAACGGUUUGCCUGCCAUCGCCGUCAGCGUCGCACAGGGAAAGUAUCUGAACCUGCUCGUUCGGUCUAUCGGCGCGAAGAAUAUCCUUGAGGUCGGGACUCUUGGAGGAUACUCCACAAUCUGGCUCGCCCGCGCUCUCCCCGAAGAUGGGAAGCUUAUUACUCUGGAGCUCUCCCCCAAGCACGCCGAAGUUGCGCGCGGCAAUAUCGCAUAUGCUGGAUUAACUAAUAAAGUUGAAAUAAUUGUCGGACCAGCUGCCGAGUCCAUCAAGAAGCUCCAGCCAGAGCCGUUCUUCGACUUCAUUUUUAUCGACGCAGACAAGCCCGGAAACUUAACGUAUUUCCUAGAGGCUAAGCGUCUCGUCAAGAAAGGGGGUGUUAUCAUCGUUGACAACGUCGUCCGUCAGGGCCGCGUUGCUGAUCCGUCCUACUCUGACGCCAAUGUCGAAGGCGUUCGCAAGUUCAUUGGACACUUGAAGACGGACAGUGACGUAGAUGCGACCACUAUCGCGACCGUUGGGGAGAAGGGUUGGGACGGGUUUACUUACAUUAUCCGUCUCUGA
Messenger RNA from Fibroporia radiculosa, 663 nucleotides. RefSeq lists its product as uncharacterized. Bases 1 to 663 code for a protein of 220 amino acids. The transcript is spliced from 4 exons. Gene Ontology annotation, molecular function: S-adenosylmethionine-dependent methyltransferase activity; O-methyltransferase activity. The record is from RefSeq and is a predicted model, not a curated record. NCBI's taxonomy places the organism in Eukaryota, Fungi, Basidiomycota, Agaricomycetes, Polyporales, Fibroporiaceae.